GAGGAGGAGGGGCGGCGGCGGCGGCGACCGGCGGCCGGAAUCGUUUCCUGGGUAAGCGCAGCGGGCUGGGAAGCGUUUCCGGAAGGUUGGCCGCAUCCCGCAGCGGGCUACGGGCGCCUCCGGGGCGGGCGGCGCAGCGCAGAGCGGAGCAGCGGGCAGGGAUCUCUGUGGCCAGUGAGGAGGGGAAAGCCCACCAGCUUGUUUGCAACGUGAGAGCCUGCACUGUGCUGAAGAAAGAAUCCCUUGGUGCUGAGUAGGGGCUUUUGAAGUUGCAAUGAGGAGACUUUCUUGAAAAUCUUGCCUGAUUUCUGCAGCAGCCUGAGGGGGUGCUGGUGACCAAGACUCCAGGACUUCGUGCUCUGGUACUGACUUUCCACCAACGAGCUGGGGAGGUUAAGUGUUUGGGUCUGCACUGUGCAAGCAGGUGGCAGCGUGCGGGGAUGUGCUGACCGGCACUAUGGGCAGGCGGUACCCGGGGGCUCACUAUCGGCCAAGCAGCUCAUAUUUCAAAUUGUAAUCUAUUUCCUGAUGCAUUGCUGACGCCCCGUGAGCCAUGUCAGAAGUACUUCAAGUCGAUUCCGGUGUGGACGCGCUGGCGUUUAUGGCAAGCAGCAGCACGACGGAUGUUGUGAACCGCAACAGCCCCGCCACCCCCCCCAACACCCUCAACCUCCGCUCCUCACACAAUGAACUCCUGAAUGCAGAAAUCAGGCACACGGAGACCAAGAACAGCACUCCCCCAAAGUGCAGGAAAAAAUACGCCCUGACUAACAUUCAGACAGCCAUGGGUCUCUCUGACCCAGCAGCCCAACCCCUUCUGGGGAAUACUUCUGCCAAUAUAAAGCUGGUGAAGAACGGAGAAAACCAGCUCAGGAAAGCCGCCGAGCAGGGACAGCAGGAUCCCAACAAAAACCUCAGUACCACUGCAGGCAUAAACGUAACUUCUGAGAAGUUUGAAGGCAAAGAGCCGAUCCCACAGGAUUCCUCUGGCUGUGAAAUAUUACCCUCGCAGCCAAGGAGGACCAAGAGCUUCCUGAAUUACUAUACUGAUCUAGAGACCUCUGCUAGAGAGCUAGAGCAGAAUUUUGUUGCGAUGGAAGAUAACUCCGCACAAAGCAACAGCCAGGCUUCUACUGUUAUUGUCAAUGGGGAAGUCCUACCCCGGAAACAAAACAAGAUGUCAAGCCCAGAGGAUGGCCAAGUUGCCACAGUGUCAUCAAGCCCUGAGACUAAGAAAGACCACCCAAAAACUGGGGCCAAAACAGAUUGCGCGCUCCAUAGGAUUCAAAACCUGGCCCCAAGUGAUGAGGACUCCAGCUGGACUACACUGUCCCAGGACAGCGCCUCGCCGAGCUCGCCUGAUGAAACAGAUAUAUGGAGUGAUCAUUCAUUCCAGACAGACCCAGACUUACCACCUGGCUGGAAAAAAAUCAAUGACAUUGCUGGGAUCUACUACUGGCACAUACCAACAGGAACAACUCAGUGGCAGCGUCCUGUGUCCAUCCCAACAGAUCUCCAGGGCUCACGAAAAGGGUCACUUGGUUCUAUUACUCCUUCUCCUACUCCAGAGACUGAGGAUCUGCAUGCAGCCACUGUGAACCCAGACCCAAGUCUGAAAGAGUUUGAAGGAGCGACGUUGCGCUAUGCCUCUUUGAAGCUCAGAAAUGGUCCACAAUCCGAUGAUGAUGAUUCUUGUAGCAUCAACAGUGAUCCAGAAGCCAAGUGCUUUGCAGUGCGGUCUCUGGGCUGGGUAGAAAUGGCAGAAGAAGAUCUGGCUCCUGGAAAAAGCAGCGUUGCUGUGAACAAUUGCAUCAGACAGCUCUCUUACUGUAAAAACGACAUCAGAGACACUGUUGGCAUUUGGGGAGAGGGCAAAGACAUGUACCUUAUACUGGAGAAUGACAUGCUGAACCUGAUUGACCCAAUGGACCGCACAGUUCUCCAUUCACAGCCCAUCGUCAGCAUCAGAGUCUGGGGAGUGGGUCGUGACAAUGGCCGAGAGAGAGACUUCGCUUAUGUGGCAAGAGACAAAGACACAAGAAUUCUGAAAUGUCAUGUGUUCCGAUGUGACACACCUGCUAAAGCCAUUGCCACCAGCUUACACGAAAUCUGCUCAAAGAUUAUGGCCGAACGGAAGAAUGCUAAAGCUAUGGCUUGCAGCUCAUUUCCAGAGAGGACUGGUGUAACCCUUGAUGUUCCUCUGCAAGUAGAUUUCCCAACACCAAAGACAGAACUGGUACAGAAGUUCCACGUCCAGUACCUGGGCAUGCUCCCUGUAGCUAAACCUGUCGGAAUGGAUACUCUGAACAAUGCCAUUGAGAGCCUAAUGGCUUCCUCUAGCAAAGAAGACUGGAUGCCAGUUACCAUGAAUGUUGCUGAUGCUACUGUCACAGUCAUCAAUGAAGCAAAUGAAGAGGAAAUCCUGGUGGAGUGUCGUGUGCGGUUCCUGUCCUUUAUGGGAGUAGGGAAGGACAUUCACACAUUCGCCUUCAUUAUGGAUGCAGGAAACCAGCAUUUUGAGUGCCAUGUUUUUUGGUGUGAACCAAAUGCAGGCAAUGUAUCAGAAGCUGUUCAGGCUGCUUGUAUGUUACGGUAUCAGAAGUGCUUAGUAGCCAGACCCCCUUCACAGAAAGUGCGACCACCCCCACCUCCUGCAGACUCGGUGACUCGAAGAGUUACAACUAAUGUAAAAAGAGGAGUGUUGUCCCUCAUUGACACUUUGAAACAGAAACGCCCGGUCACUGAGAUGCCAUAGCUGCAUCAGAGAGAAGAUUCUCCUAACAUUUAACUGAAGACAACAGUAGCUACACUAAGGAAAAUGAACUGACUGAUGUCUGGCCUUCCAUUUUAAAUUGUUGAUGCUUUGUCUUCAGAGAAUUUAUCCUUAUUGAAACAAUGUUAGACAAGCAUGUUCUCAUGUUUUUGCCACCAUCUUGUGAUAUGAAAAGAAGCAUGAAUAAUUUUUUUGCUGUCAGUGAGUUACAUCAUGAGCAAUGGAAGGUCUGUUUUGAUUGUAAAUACAUGAACAUUACCUGAACUCACACACACACACACAAAAAAAAAAAAAAAAAAAGAAUAUGGCCACAUCCCUCCCAGUGAACUCAUGCUAAAGUCCUUGGAGUGAAUGAUGCCCGAGUUGAUAGUUUCACCGUCUUGAGCUGGAUUUGUCACAAACCAAUCUUAAAUCCUACAGCACUUUGCUCUGUUUUCAACACUGGAGUAGGUACCAAGUAUUAGCUACCAUUGAGUUAUGGUAGAUUAAAUACCAAGUUUGGGUUUCUACAGAACUACACCUGUUAGUUUUAAAUUAGUUGUCAGCAUUGGUCUAGCAACCACUUUUAAUAUCCCCUGACAUGCUUUUGAAUCAUGGUGUCAUAAUUUCAUUUCCUGGUUAUACAUUAUGGUCUUAAGGAAUCAUGCUUAUUAAUACCAAACCAGUGCUGAAAAAUCCAGUACUGUUUUCAGUAACUGAGUUUGCAGGAUGAUCCACUGAAGCUUUUCAGCUUUAAAUAUGCAAAUGCACCCAUUGGCUGUUAAAUUUAUUCUCCUAAAUCUGGCAUUUAUUCAUCAAAGACACCAUGUCUUUCGUGCAGGGCUCAUACCAAUCAGAAGAAAGAAGCAGUCAGUAAUUUUUCUGUCUUAAGAGUCUCAUAGAGACUAAAAUGUUCCAUACCUGAAACUUACAAGUGUUUGAUGAAAUGUUCCCUUCAGCAUCUGGUUGCACAAUUCCCCUUUCCCCGCACAGUUUGUUGCUGAAUACUUAACGUGCCACAAGAAUAACAAUCAUGUUUCCCAUUAUUUAUAAAAUUCUGUGAAAUUCCCUUUAAUGUUCUUGUGACAAAACAGGAAGAGUAGUUUUCUAAAAGGAUAGUGCUUCAGGUCAUACAAUUUGAUUUCAAUGCUUCUGCUCCAAAGGCUUCAUCUAAUUGCUUUGAUCUACACACUACUGCAGACCCUGAAAAAAUCAGCCCAGUACUGCCCCUUAAAACUGUACCUCAAGGCUGAUUUUCAAAUGCAGUUAUGCAUCUUGAGUCUCUCUCCUUUGCCAUCUUCACUCUAGACCUGCAGAUUGGUACAAAUUUUGGAAAUGGAACAUUAAAAAUCUUUUUUAACUAGUGUUCAAAACGUUUUGCCUCCAUUUAUAGAUAUGUUCCAAACUGUAACUGUCUCCCAAGUCUGCAAAUUGGGUCAUACUGUUAUUUUAGAAGAACAUUGUCAAGUUGUUAUUACAACAACCUUUUUUUUUUUUUUUUACUAUGCAAGAGACUGUUAUCAACAAACUGAUUUAUUUUUAUUUCCCUUUUCAAAGAAAUUACCAGCAACACCUGAGCAGAACAACUCAGGAAUGCACAGGGAACAAAUUAUAUGAUUCAAGAAAUUUCUGCAUUGAAAAAUGCAGAAAAAUCAUUAAACUAAACUCAGCCUGAUGUAUAACAAGUGUCAGGUGAAAGCUAGCUGUGCAACUAUUGUAAUUAAGUUUAGCUCUCUGGAAUACCUGCUGAAGAGCUGAUCCUCUGCCAUUCUCAAGUCUACGACCAUGAUUCUGCACCCCAGGCACUGAAGCAAUCGCUUCCCCUCCCAAGCCUCGCAGCCCUGCCAAUUUUAAUUAAUAUAAUUAAAUUUUGUAGCUGCAUCUGCACAGUGUUUAUUCUUCCCAAGAGAGAUCCAAACUCUCUAAACUAAACCAACACUUGGCAAACAGCAGUGUGUAAAGGUUCUUCUCCAUACGUGUUGUCAAGGCUGUGAACAUCUAGUUAGCUUUCACUAGCAAAGUGAGCGAUUGCAGGGAGUGCUGAGAAGACAGAAAGGUAUCUGAAAAGCCCUAGGUCACUUGGCAAUAUAUGUUUUAAGAGUUUUGUGUCUGUUAACAAAAUGUUGAUUUUGCAAAUAUUUAAGUAGUGUGCUUAAUGGUCUGACUAUAUGUGGCCUUUUUGCUUCAGUAGAGCUCUUUAUUCUCCGAAGGAUUAAAUAUACACCCGGGUGUUUGCAGAAUCAGAGCCUAAUAUUGCAAAGACAGUUAUCUUCUGUUAAACAAUAUUUAAGACACUUUUUACCAUGGCCAAAAACGUGUGUAUGGGGUAUGUAUGUUUGAGCUGUUUUAGUUGAUGUUAUAGCAACCCUUCAGUUACCUAUGCAUUUUUUUAUAAUACCUAGUGAUUCUGUAGGCAGGCCACUGUGUUCACUAUACCCUGUAUGUCUGUUGCCAUAUUUUAAAUUAACCUGUUAAAUACAGCUUAAAAUAUUUUUAUUUUAUUUAUUCUAUUUUUACUGAAAUAUCCUGCAUUAUUAUGUUGAUGUAUUGUCUUUACUGGACAUGCUCUUGUAACAUUCUCCAUUCUGUAUACUGUAGGUUGCCUAAGAAGAGGCAGGCUUUGUAAUUAUUUGUAGUCACUUUUUUUUUUUAAGUCUGUAGAAAAACCAUGAAAAGCAAAGCUAAUUUCUUAAUUUUUUCAAUGCAAGUAGUAAGUUAGAGGUAAGUAUCACGCCAGUCAUGUCAUUAAUAUGCUCCCUUGCAGAAGCAAGGAGAUGUAUAUUUACAGUCAGUGACAAAGAGAUAAAAGAAUUUCUUUAGAAAUCUGCAGUUGCUGACUGUAGGUUUUAUUUAAGCCACUUACUAUUUAACUUGAAGGGGAGCAAGGGGUUGUGGGAGGUAUCAGGCAACAGAGGCCACCUACAGGGCUGUUAAACAGGAAUAAGGAAAAUUGCACAGAAGGGCAUGGAAUCAAUUCACAGUAAAAUGAUGUGAGGGGUGUUCUUCCUGUGCCUGUUGCCUGUACCUACUGACACAACACACCCGUCUGUGACAGAGGAAGAAAAGCUGAGGAGUAUCUAGUAGCUUACACCUGUUCUGUGUCACUAAGUUCUACAUCCCUUUUCUUCUAAUUUGAUCAAGUAUAUAGAUCAUUUAACUGGGGAUCUAAAACUGUUAGUCACCCAUGGAAAAAUGAACUUCCUUAUUCCAGCAGCUAAUAUGGGCUCUGCCUUUGAGCAUUACCAUUAACCCCAUGACUCCUUUCUUGGGCAGGUUAAUUAAUACAUUGCUAAAACUAGUGCUAGUGCUGUACAGUCAGCAAAAGCAGGAUUGACUCUUUUUUUAACAGCAAUAAGAGAGAAGGAAAUAUACCCACUGUUUAUUAGCAGAGCUCAGUCUUACAUAAAGCACCUGAUUGACAUUGAAAAGAGCAAUUUUCCCUGCUGUUGACCACCUCCCCACAUUUAAAUGUAAUCUGUUCUGAGAAUAAAUUUAGCUGCAUAAAAUGACUGUCUCAACUGUUACUGAUCCAUCAAACUGGGAAAUUAUUUCUUUUGUACCACAUAGUGGUUGAGGGGAGGGAAAACAUUCUGGUUGUUUAGAAACAAUAGCAGUACAGUGGACAGUUUUAUAUCUAGAAGGCUGAAUCAACAGUUUUUAGUUGAAAAAAACACAAAUAUGUAACCAGAGGCAAAGAAAUUAAUUCCCUGAGAUGUGGUUGUACUGGAAAAAGUCAUCCAGGUGUUUCACUGAGCUUGCAGGCUUCCACCUGUGAGCCAGCUGAACUCCCAGAUGUGGCCACCAUGUGAUGUUUGGUGCAUAGAAAAUAAGCUGCAGACCUGCAGAACCACCAUCUUCACUGUCAGCUCUUUGAUAUUCUUGGUAGGACAUCAAGAGUCCAACUGGCUCAGCCUCCACAACAUUUCAAAGACACAAGAAAAAGCAAGAUGGGGCCAACUGUACCCCAGACAAACAUGUUCUUUCACAAGUAGUUUUAAUUACAUUUAAUAAAUGAAUGAUAGAUUUUUAUUUUAAAAAACAGAAUUCAGGUCUCUAGCUGCACAAUCUGAACUUCUUUUAAGCAUUUAACAAGCAUUUAAAAAAAACAAACAAACUUGAGAUCUCCUAACAUUCCAUUCAUUUUCCUAACAUGUAGGAUCUCUCAUUCUCCAAGAUGUUUUUGAAAUAAAAUAGGGAAUGAUUUUUUUCCAGUUCUGUGUAUUGCAGGCAAACAGGUCUAGUUGUAUCCUUACUGUUUGUUCAGAAACAAGAACAUGGAGUUCAUCCUUUUACUGGAACAGGUAAGGAGCACGGGUUACUCGCAGGGAUUUACAGCAGGUGAGCGAUCCCUUUGAUUAGGACAGCUGGCUCAGAUUAAAAUGCUAAAAGAAAUUUUCACUGAUUUUAAACAAUGAUACUGAUCUGAUGAACACAGCCAGCUGCCCACACUGCUGGUGUAUUACCACUCACAUUCUUUCUUCUAAAGGUAGUGCUGCUCUGGCUAUGUUGGCUGGCAGCGAGGAAAAAUAGAUAUUAAAAUGUUUUCUCUGGGCAGGUCUAAAUCCAAACUUGUUUGUCAAAUAGGUCAAGAUUCCAUACAAUAUUGUCUACACUACUGGCAACAAAUAUCUUAAAUGAUUGUGUAGAGGAAAAUUUCUCUUCUGGGCCACAGCUACCUUUGCUUUUCUAUAUUGCUAUGCUUUGUUUCAUUUCUACAACAGUAUAACCUAAAUAAAUGCAAUGCCUGAGGUUC
Calypte anna (Anna's hummingbird) is the source of this 7505-nucleotide messenger RNA. RefSeq names its product amyloid beta precursor protein binding family B member 2 (gene APBB2). The coding region runs from base 554 to 2755 and encodes 733 amino acids. Gene Ontology annotation, cellular component: cytoplasm; nucleus. The transcript has 18 exons. NCBI's taxonomy places the organism in Eukaryota, Metazoa, Chordata, Aves, Apodiformes, Trochilidae. Gene Ontology annotation, biological process: regulation of DNA-templated transcription. Gene Ontology annotation, molecular function: amyloid-beta binding; transcription factor binding. The record is from RefSeq and is a predicted model, not a curated record.